AUGCGAGGUCCUCGGAGCUGUCCCGUUGAAUACUGCCGCAGCUUGGUCUCGAUGUUGGCAGGACAUGAGGCUUUCGGAAUGGGGUUGUGGGGUCGGAGCUUGUUCUUCCAAGGUCUGGCUGAGGACCGUGCGGCUAGGGACCUCGAACGCCGUCUCUGGGAUAGCGAUGACAUGAAAGUUCUUGAGUGGUUUGAAAGGCAGGUCAUUUACGCUCAAGGACCAUCAGUUGGUGCUGUCGUAACCCACGGAAUGGUGGAGGAAUAUGAGCAGCGGAGUGAAACGAGUUUUACGGCUGUUCUUGAAUGGCUGGUUCCUCGAUUUUGGUCCGAGUCUAAAAACUCGGAUCGCGCCAGCGCAGUAGUCUCUCGUUUGAGAGAAGCCUACAAGGCGAGUGUCUUGCCUGAGUCUUGGUUCGCCUGUCAGCCCGAGUCCCUUCCCUCUUGGGCUCCCCGGAGCAUCUUUCAGGGUGGCCUAAGAUCAGCUGCGACUGUGGCGUACUGGGCCUACUACUUGGAUACGAGGGACGCUAUGUCACCGGAGCAACGAUUGUGGAAUCUCUCCAUACUGGCGCGCUGGUCUCCGGCACAGGCUUUGAUUCAUGCGUUUUCGGACAUGAAGGAGCAUUUCCAAUCCAUUAGGGACGACAGAGAGGAUCAUCCGACAGCCGUAAUAAAGCAAGCGCUGGGACUCUGGUGUAAGCACAAUGGCGUUGAUUUCGGAGGAGCCACAAGCCGGCGUGUGACUAACGAUUUGCAGGACCUCGCGCGACAGCUAACAAUCAUUCGUAAUGGACCGGUUGAUUCGGCCAUGGAUCUUUACGAAUCCCGACUAGGAAAAUGGGUUAAAUUAGCGGCAUUGGAAAUAGCGACGAGCAAGCAUCAUUACUGUAGUUUCUUGUAUCGCAGGUACCGAGACAGCAUGAUCUCUACUUAUUUCGCGGACUUGAUCCAUUGGAAAGUACCAGAGUCCAAAAAGCGCUUUCCUGUAGCUUGCCCUUUCCCCUUUAGCUUCAGCCGUGUGGGGCAUACCUGGCUGCGUUACGCCGUACGUCUGGAGGAACAAUUCGUGCGUCGUUUGAUACACCUGCUUAUCGAGGAACAUGUUGUCGAGACUGGUCAUACACAUGAAGCCAUAGUCUGGGAAUUGUGUUACCAAAAGUCGUUCCGCUUUUCGGCGCCGAAAGAUAAGUUCAACCAGCUGUAUGAUAGGGCUCUUAAUGAUGCAAUAGUGCAGGUGUCAAUUGAACGGGCAUUCGACCGAGCUUGGAAGUUAGGCUGUGCUGCAAUUACAACAAUGUACGACGUAUCCGCAGUAACCAAUGCACCCCUCCUUGCGCAGUUUCCAGCCCUGGAGCGUACAACCCCAGAGUCAUUUACUUCUCAGCCUUGA
Molecule: messenger RNA, 1389 nt
Organism: Gregarina niphandrodes
Lineage: Eukaryota; Apicomplexa; Conoidasida; Eugregarinorida; Gregarinidae
Exons: 1
Coding region: 1-1389 (462 amino acids)
Source: RefSeq, a predicted model, not a curated record